AUGGUGUCAUUUAACGUGACUGACCCCUUGGCGACAGACUCGGUGUCACCAGUAACUUUGAGCGACCACUGGUCAAGACUGGCUAGACUAAUACUGCUGGCUUCCCUCGCGACGCUGGGAAGCGUAGGAAAUGUCUUCAUGAUUAGUGCUGUCAUGAUAGAAGAUUAUCUCAGAAAACGCGGAAACACCUUCGUAGUGAACGUAGCUCUAGCAGACCUCUUGGUCUCAGGUCUCGUGAUACCAGCCUCAGCGGUAGUCAUUCUAGCAGGACUGCGGGAUAACCUGGUGGUUUGCAGAUUUCAGUGGUUCUUGGCAGUACUGUGCUUCCUAGUGACAGUGCUAUCCCUGACCGCCGUUGCCACGGAAAACUAUUUCCGACUAUGCUUUUCGACGAAUUCGUACGAGAAGCUGUCCAGAGGGAAGAUCACGGUUAUCCUGCUGGUGUUCUGGACUGUUUGCGCAUGCGUGUCAGGGGUGCAGUUUGCUUCGGAUUACUCGUUCGAUUACUGCACGAGGAAGUACUCGGGGUUGAUUGUGUACCAGGCGUCCAUAUGCGUGGUAUUGGUUUUCAUCCCCAUGACGAUAACACUCUUUUGUUAUGUCAGGGCUGGGUAUCAAGUUCGUAGGUUCAAGGCCAGACCGAGCUUCAAAGCCUCGAUCAUCUUCAAAUGGGACUGCACCCUUAUGCAUUCCAACCUGUACAGCUUCCUCACCUUCAUCAUCUUCUGGCUGCCCUUCGGGGUCGUCCUCACCGUGGGCACGGUCAGGAAAAUCCCCGACAGCCUCUUCUACAACCUGGCCUGGCUGGCCAUCUGCAAGUCCUGCAUCAACAGCAUCGUCUACGGCAUCUCCAACCCGCACUUCCGCGGUGCCUACGUCAACCUGUUCCACUACUGCUGCUGCAAGACCACGGUGACGUUUUCCAGGCGGCAGAGGCCCGAGGGCAUUAGGCCCUCGGGGGACGUCAGGGUGCAUAUCAUCCCUGGCUACAACAUGUACUGCAGCCCGCAAAGGGGCAGGGAGGCUCAGGGCAAGCGGAUGUCCUCGAGGGUUAACGGCAGGGACGUGUACGAGUUAUGA
Phaedon cochleariae (mustard beetle) is the source of this 1080-nucleotide messenger RNA. NCBI's taxonomy places the organism in Eukaryota, Metazoa, Arthropoda, Insecta, Coleoptera, Chrysomelidae. The record is from the annotation of a GenBank genome assembly.